Messenger RNA from Lepus europaeus (European hare), 1105 nucleotides. RefSeq names its product spermatogenesis associated 17 (gene SPATA17). NCBI's taxonomy places the organism in Eukaryota, Metazoa, Chordata, Mammalia, Lagomorpha, Leporidae. Gene Ontology annotation, biological process: mitotic cell cycle; establishment of meiotic spindle localization; spindle organization. The transcript has 10 exons. Gene Ontology annotation, cellular component: spindle pole. Gene Ontology annotation, molecular function: protein binding. The record is from RefSeq and is a predicted model, not a curated record. Bases 17 to 1105 code for a protein of 362 amino acids.
CGGGGGCUGAGGCACUAUGGCCACGCUAGCCCGCCUGCAAGCCCGGUCGUCGUUUUUAAGAAGUCAGUACUACUUUAGGAACCGCGUUGUGGAUGUAUUUAGAAAAAAGGAGUAUGAUGCAGCAGUUAAAAUUCAGAGCUGGUUUCGGGGAUGUCAAGUUCGGGCAUAUAUCAGGCAUUUACACAAAAUAGCAAUAAUUAUUCAAAAAUGGUGGAGAGGUUUCUUAGGCAGAAAAAUGUAUCAACUAAUUGUGAAGGUAGCGUAUUAUACUAUGAAGAUGAAUCUCUACAAUGCAAUGGCUGUCAGGAUUCAGAAAGUGUGGAGAGGAUACAGGAUUCGAAAGUACUGCUUUAAUUAUUUUUAUUUGAAAGAAUACUUGAGAGCUGUUUCAGAGACCAAUGAAGCAAUUAGGGAGACACUGGAGGAGUUUGCAGAGAUACAAGAAAGAGAGGAGAAGAAGGCUAACCUCGAAAGGGAAGAGAAGAAAAGAGAUUACCAAGCCCGAAAGAUGCAUUACCUCCUCAGCACAGUGCAGAUUCCAGGUAUAUACAAUUCACCAUUCAGAACAGAGCCUGAUCCAUGGGAGCUGCAGUUACAGAAGGCAAAGCCUUUAGUACAUCCAAGACCUCAAGUGAAGCAGAUGUACUCACCAAGUCUUACGGAUUGGCUGGCUUGUACCAGUGCCCAUUCUUUUCCUCAGUCUAAAUUUCUGCCACCUAUUACCAGGAAGAAAUGUCAGGGUCCCUUUCGAGAUAUCAAUGAAGUGUUAGAACAACGCUACAAACCUUUGGAGCCAACAUUACGUGUAGCAGAACCAUUCAAUCAUUUAAAGUUGGCCAGAGAGGAGCUCAGAAGAAAGGAAUGGGUGCAAAAUGUGAAUGACAAAAUGUUUUUGCCAUUUUCUUCCUACCAUAAAAAUGAAAAGUACAUCCCAUCAAUGCAUUCAUCAAGCAAGUAUGGUCCUGAUUCCUGUGAAGAACAACAUUUCCGAAGUGAAAAUCCUAAAAAAUGGAUCUGUGAUAAGGAUUUCCAAACUGUGUUACCAUCAUUUGAUCUCUUCUCAAAAUAUGGAAAAUCAUAUUCAAAAGCUGGACAGAUUAUAUAA